AUGGCGAAAAGAAAGAGAAAUAUAGCUGCUAAUUCGGUGCCUGCGGUGGCAGUAUCAUCUGUUCCAACGAAGAGAUUGAAGCAAACUGUCACGCCCAAGCCCAAUUCCUCCAAACCUACUACCAUCCAAAUCAUAACUGGAUCUUACGACCGAGUCCUUCAUGGCAUCACCACCACAAUACGCUCCGAUGAUGACGUCCAGUUUGCAGAUACUUUCCUCUUCAACGCUCAUACUUCUGCUAUUCGAACUCUAGCACUCUCUCCUCCUUCUGCUCCAGUUCCUAAGCAAUCACAAAAGAUCAUCCUCGCAACCGGCAGUACUGACGAGCGCAUAAAUCUCUACCACAUAUCCGCACACCCUCCAUCUAAAAUAUCAGUUCCUGCGAUUCCCUCCCUCACAUCUAAGGCCGUUGUAGAGAAUCCACAAAACCGCGAACUAGGUUCCCUACUCCACCAUGCCUCUUCAAUCACUGCCCUAUAUUUCCCAACCCGAAGCAAGUUAAUGAGCUCUGCAGAAGACUCUACAAUUGCUGUCACGCGAACGAGAGACUGGAGUUUGUUAAGUACUAUCAAGGCGCCAAUACCGAAAGCAGUAGGCAGGCCCAGCGGUGAUACUGCACCGCUGGGGGGGCAACCAACUGGAGUCAAUGAUUUCGCGGUGCAUCCGAGUAUGAAACUUAUGCUAACCGUGGGAAAAGGAGAGAAGUCCAUGAGGUUGUGGAAUUUGGUAACAGGAAAGAAGGCGGGCGUGUUGAAUUUCGAGAGAGAUAUGUUGGGCGAGGUGGGAGAAGGAAGAUUUGCUAGCGGAGAGGGAAGAAGAGUCGCAUGGGGUAACACGAAAGAGGGUGGAGAGGAAUUUUGUGUGGGAUUUGAAAGAGGACUACUGGUUUUCGGGAUGGAUUGUAAAGUCAGGUGCAAGGUGGUACCAGAACCGAGGACCAAGAUCCAUCAAUUGUCUUACGUGCAGGUUGGAGAUGAGGAGGACACACAAGUUCUGGCUGUCUCCACGGAGGACGGAAGAAUAUUGUUCUACUCCACAAAUUCCGGGGACUUGGAAACUAUCGAGGCUGCCGAAGGCAAAACACAACCAAUACCCGCAGCCAAACUAUUCGCACAACUCGGCGGCAGAGAUGGUGGAGUGUCCGGACGUAUCAAGGACUUUGCCGUCUUGAAUAUCGGAGAAGGCCCUUCAAGAUAUAUCCUUAUCGUGGCAGGAAGCAGUGAUGGCGCUGUCAGAUUAUACAAGUUAUCUACAGCGACAGAUUUGGCCCAAAGUGGAGUGGAAGUCAAACAGGUCGGGAAAUUGAUCGGCACAUACGAGACCGGAAACCGCGUUACGUGUUUAAAGGCAUUUGUUAUGUUACCAACUCCUGAAGGAGUAGAGGACGAAGAAAUUGAGAUAGAUGAGGAUGAGGAUGAGGACGAGGAGAGUGCCGAUAGUAGUAGUGAUGAUAGCGAAUAA
This is a messenger RNA of Sclerotinia borealis F-4128, 1461 nucleotides long. The record is from the annotation of a GenBank genome assembly. Lineage: Eukaryota; Fungi; Ascomycota; Leotiomycetes; Helotiales; Sclerotiniaceae.